CAAAGGAGCAGGGACAUAGCUGAUCCCCCCCAUCCGCAGGAAGAGCCAGGAAGAGAUCCCUAGAUCUAACCAGAGCCAAGAUGUGCGACUGUGGAUGCUAUUCGUAUUGUCUGCAUGACAGUGGGUCCUGCUACAGUCACUACCAUUCGCAUUCGCACACGCAUUCGCAUCAUUGCUGUGCGGGAUACAAGUAUCUGAAGUGCCUCUGUCGCUACUAUCGUCAUGUGCACUGCACCUGUUCCUGUUGGCGUCGGAAAUGCUAUCUUCUGUAAGGAGACGAGCAACUGGCGGUAGAAGGAGGAGGAGGAGCAGCAUCGUCAGGAGAAGGAUUCCCAGAAGGAUGAGCAGCACACAGACACAGACACACACAAAUCACAACUCAAACAACGCAAAUCACACAGAAAUCACAUGAUAAAGUCCUUUAAGUAGUUGCAUAACACUUGGCUGCAUCCAAUCGAAACACAGGAAAGCAGGAGAAGGAGAUGGAAAAGGAGGUUUAAGGCGUCGACGUUCGUCGGUUCUGGCGAUGGGUUUUUGUGUGGCAACUAGCGUGCAUACGGGUCGUAUGUGCAACGUUUUCAGUUGUUUGUGUGAGUGCGAAAGAGAGAGAGAGAGAGCGAACGAACGAAAGAGAGCGAGAGUGGGGCGUCCCAAGAGUGCUACAGUAUAUGCUGUUUGUGUGUGUGUGUGUGUUUGGGUGCAAGUGUGUGUCAGUGCCUGUGCCUGGAGAAAAAUGGUUCAAGGAUGUGGCCAACAUGGUUAUCGACUACGUGUUUCAGUUGCAACACACCAAAGAUACAAGAAAAACAACAAAGAGUACACAUUCAUUCGAUGCACCAAGAAAAAC
Molecule: messenger RNA, 847 nt
Organism: Drosophila guanche
Lineage: Eukaryota; Metazoa; Arthropoda; Insecta; Diptera; Drosophilidae
Exons: 1
Coding region: 81-272 (63 amino acids)
Source: RefSeq, a predicted model, not a curated record